GUUUUGAUUGCGGAAGUGGAGACGCUGUAGGCGCUUGCCCAGUGGAGCUACCUGCUUCGGGACUCUUUUGAUUCGACUCUUCUCGUUGUGAUUCGGCUCCAUGUAGGUCUGCGGGAGCUUCGGUUUCCAGGUCUAUCGGACGCCGCUGACUCCGGUGGUGAAUCUUCAGCUCUCUUCCUCCUCCUCCUCCUCCUCCUCCUCGGCGGUGUGUUCCCGGCUGAGCCGUCUCGCGAUGGCCGACCCCGACGACACCAGCCUGCAGCCGGAGGAGCGAGUCCGCGCUCUGACCAAGAAGGGGAGCUCCGUGGAAGUCAACGACGACGUGCCGCCGCGCCGCUACUUCCGCUCCGGGAUGGAGAUGAUCCGCAUGGCCAGCAUCUACGCGGAGGAGGGCAACACCGAGCGCGCCUUCGUCCUGUACAAUAAAUACAUCACUCUCUUUAUAGAAAAACUUCCCAAACACCGGGACUACAAGACCGCGAACAUUCCCGAGAAGAAGGACACACUAAAGAAACUGAAGGACGUUGCGUUUCCUCAAGCAGAGAUUUUGAAAAAAGCCCUCCUGAAGAGAUUUGAACAGGACUAUGCGCAGCAUCUCGUCAAGAAGAGGGCGGAGCAGGAGGCGGCGGCGCGCGAGCAGUCCAAGCAGCGGGAGCUGGACGCGGAGCGGGAGCGCGUGGGCGAGAUGCAGCGGCGGCAGCGGGAGCAGGAGCAGUUCAGCGCCUUCGAGGAGAUGAUCCGCCGCCAGGAGCUGGAGAAGGAGCGCCAGCGGGUGCUCCUGGAGUUCGCCGCGCCCUCCGCGCCGCCCUCCGCCCCCGACACGCCCCUCCUUCCGGGCAUCCGGGGGCCCCCGCCGCAGGCGUCCCACGCCGGCCCGCAGAGCCCCGGGGAACCGUCCGGCGACAACAACCGGCAGUACGAUCGCCCCCCGGCGACCGUCGGCACGCCCGGCGCCGCCGCCCUGCCCUCCUUCGACCGGUCGCUCAAGCCCGGUUCUCUGUUCAGCCCGGGGAACAACAACACGAUGGUGGACGCCCUCCGGCAGCUGGCGGUUCCGGCCGAGCUGUGCCGCAGCUUUCUGAGGUUGGCCGAGGCCAACACGAGCCGGGCCGUGGAAACGUGCGGCAUCCUGUGUGGCAAACUGAACAGAAAUGCGUUCACCGUGACCCACGUCAUCGUACCGAAGCAGUGUGGCGGGCCGGACUAUUGCGACACGGAAAACGAGGAGGAGCUUUUCCUCAUGCAGGACCAGUAUGACCUCAUCACCCUGGGCUGGAUACACACUCACCCCACGCAGACGGCCUUCCUGUCCAGCGUCGACCUUCACACGCACUGCUCCUACCAGAUGAUGCUGCCGGAGGCCAUCGCCAUCGUCUGCUCGCCCAAGUUUAACGAGAUCGGCUACUUCAAGUUGACGGAUCGAGGAACGGACGAGAUCUCCACGUGUAAACAGAAAGGCUUUCACCCGCACAGCAAAGACCCCCCUCUGUUCACACACGCGGGACACAUCAACAUCACCGACGACACCGUGUCCAUGAUGGAUUUGCGGUGAUUCUUCUCGGGGACCGUUUUGAUCCAACUGACAUUUAACUGGAGGAAACGAACACUUCCUUUUCAGGCCGACGCCGAGCAGAACGACCGUUUCUACGGACUUGAGUUGUUCUCAAAGGGAACAACGUUGCGCAACUUUUUUUAAAUAUUUUUUUUUUAUUUCUUCCUUUUGCUCUGCAAGAAAAGAAAUCGCAUAUUAAUGCACUUUCCAAGCAAACGACUACGAUCCCUCUCUUCAACCUCUUGUGUUUUUUUUUUGUUUUUUUUCGUCGGUCCAUGCUCCACUUUCUCACCGUUUGUCAUUAAAAAAAGAACAACACUAUAUAUAUAUAUAUGUGUGUCGAUGUCUAAUAACCCGACCAGUUGUCAAAGUUUUAUUUCUGCCUGGAGAAAGGAAAAAAAAGAAAAAGUGCCAAGGACGAGAACGCUCUCCGGCUCGAGGAGUCUUUCAAGAAGUUUCCGUGUGUUUCUGUUGUUUUGUUGUCGGGAGGAAAGACGGCCAGUUGUAACUCAGGUACGCAGGCGGCGUUGCUGCUCUGCGUUCUAUUUUUCUAUAUAACUCCGCAGCAUCCUUUCAUCUAUAAAGAGCUUUGUUUAAUUCCUGCUUAUGAUGCAUCCACCUUUUUGACUUUCUUUAUUCUUUAUGGGGGUUAAAAAGGGGGGGUGGCUUUACCCGAGGACGUGAUGUCGACCUCCUGCUCCUCGUCAGCCCGAAACCAACGGACCUCUCUCUCCUCUUAACCCGCUUUUUUUUGUUUCGCUCCCCUUUUUUUCCGCUUGUUGCAGGAAGUAAAUGAUUCUGCUUCAGUGAAUGAAAUGCAAAGUCAAAAAUAAACUCGUUGGGAGGUUAAUUUAU
Molecule: messenger RNA, 2407 nt
Organism: Cyclopterus lumpus (lumpfish)
Lineage: Eukaryota; Metazoa; Chordata; Actinopteri; Perciformes; Cyclopteridae
Product: STAM-binding protein-like A
Exons: 10
Coding region: 233-1552 (439 amino acids)
Biological process (GO): protein K63-linked deubiquitination
Cellular component (GO): cleavage furrow; endosome
Molecular function (GO): protein binding; metal-dependent deubiquitinase activity; K63-linked deubiquitinase activity
Source: RefSeq, a predicted model, not a curated record